UAUUGCCUCAAGCCUGGACCUAGACCACAACAAGCCGAGUAGCAUGCUCAGGUUUUGAAGAACCCACCAUCACCACCCCUUUCCGCGAUUUUCUGGUCAUUGGGCAUAGAAUAUAAAUUGUAAGCAGUCCCAAUUUCCGAACUUAUCUCUAUGCGCCGCAAAAACUGUGCACAAUAUCUGCGUCUGCAUGGCUAUCGAGUCCCCGUCUAAUCAGAUUCACAGCUCAAGCCCAACAUGCCUUCCUCCAAACCCUCCAAAUCCUCCAAGCUCAAGCCGACCGACACAAAAUGGUCAUGCGAAUUCGACACAGCACGCAGGGAAAAUCUCUUUCGACAUCCACCAAAGGAUCACUCUGCAUACCCUCUCCUUAAAGAUGCCAUCGCGCCGCAUGUCGAGUCCUUCAAUGCUUUAUUCGGGGAGGACGGGCUGAUUGCGCGGGGUCUGAAGGAUAUAGGAACAAAAUACUACUUUGACGGAGAUGCUCAGGCUCCUAUAUCAUCCAGAAAUAAGAUGUCAAUUCGAAUUAAAGAGGUCAUCGUCAAUAAGCCUCAAUUGACCGACGCGAACAAAUUUUCCAAGACAAGAUCUAUACUGCCCUCAGAAUGUAGGGAAAGGCAUGUCACGUAUCGUGGCAAAGUGAGUGGGCGUUUUGAGGUGAGAAUAAAUGAUGGAGAUCCACACGAAAUGAUACGGGAAUUGGGGCAAAUGCCUAUUAUGAUGAUGGUAUGCUGAACUUUCUCUUCCCCACGGCCUCUUAGACUAACAAUAUGUUCAAGUCAAGUUUAUGUCAUCUCCAGAACAACUCUCCGGAUCUACUAGUACAUCGCAAGGAAGAAGCGGAAGAACAAGGUGGAUAUUUCGUUGUGAAUGGUAUCGAAAAGAUUAUUCGUCUGCUAGUCGUCAAUCGCAGAAAUUUUCCAAUGGCAAUCGUGCGACCUUCAUUUGUAAACAGAGGACCUACCUACACCGAAUUCGGAAUCAUCACGCGAUCAGUACGACCAGAUCAAACCUCACAGACCAAUGUUCUUCAUUACCUAAAUGACGGAAACGUGAUAUUUCGAUUCUCGUGGAGAAAGGCAGAAUAUCUUGUGCCGGUGAUGAUGAUUCUGAAGGCGCUGGUUGAAACCAACGAUCGAGAAAUCUUUGAUGGCAUUGUAGGCCGAAAUCAAUUUGGCGAGUCCAAAAAGGAGUUCUUUUUCGACAGAGCAGAACUCCUCCUUCGGACAUACAAAAAUUACGGACUUUACACCAAGAGCCAAACUAGAGCCUAUUUGGGAGAAAAGUUCCGUGUGGUGCUCGGCAUUCCAGAAAACAUGUCCAACUACGACUGCGGAACUGAAUUCUUACGAAAAAUCGUACUUGUCCAUCUUGGCAACCUCGAUGUUACGGAAGCCCAAGAUAAUGAUAAGUUUAAGAUGCUUCUUUUCAUGAUUAGAAAGAUUUAUGCUUUAGUCUCAGCAGAGUGCGCCGUUGACAACCCCGAUGCGGUACAAAAUCAGGAAAUCCUGCUCGGCGGGUUUCUCUAUGGGAUGAUUCUCAAAGAGAAUCUGGAAGACCUCCUAACAACUGGGAUUCGGGCAGCUCUGAGAGACCAUCUCAGAAAGGUCCCAGAAGAAAGUUUUGCCACUCCAGAAUUCUUGAGGACCCUUCAAUCCAAGAUCCUCCCGAGGGUCAACCACAAUAUGGGUGCAAAAUUAGAAUAUUUCAUGUCCACGGGAAAUCUUGUCAGUCCUACAGGUCUCGAUUUACAACAAGUUUCUGGCUUUACCGUUGUGGCUGAAAAAAUCAAUUUCUUACGGUUCAUUAGUCAUUUCCGUAUGAUUCACAGAGGAAGCUUCUUUGCCCAAUUGAAAACCACCACGGUUCGAAAAUUGCUGCCCGAAAGUUGGGGGUUUUUGUGCCCAGUCCACACACCCGAUGGAAGUCCUUGCGGCUUGCUGAAUCAUCUGGCUCACAAGUGCAAGAUUCUCAUUAAAUCAUUGGAUGUUUCUGAGAUACCACGGUUGAUUGUUGAUCUUGGGGCUGUCAACUCAAAUUCCUCUUCAACCCAAGAGAGUGUAGUCAUCCAGCUGGAUGGUAGAAUACUCGGUUGGUGUACACCGAAACAAUCUACAUUCAUCGCGGACACUCUAAGAUACUGGAAGGUCGAGGGGUCUCACAAUGUGCCCAAAGAGUUAGAAAUUUGUUAUGUGCCAAAUUCGCGAGGCGGACAAUAUCCCGGAAUCUAUAUGUCUUCAGGCCCAUCAAGAAUGCUUCGACCAGUCAAAUAUCUACCUUUGGAUCAGGAAGACUUCGUUGGCCCCCAAGAACAACCAUUCAUGUCAAUUGCUGUUACCGAACCAGAAAUCAUCUCUGGCGAAUCCACACAUGUUGAGUUUGACCCAACCAAUAUUCUAUCGAUUCUCGCCAACAUGACACCAUUUUCUGACCACAAUCAAUCUCCUCGUAACAUGUACCAAUGUCAGAUGGGUAAACAAUCUAUGGGAACUGCCGGUACCGCUAUUCGAUACAGGAGCGACAAUAAAACGUACAGGCUACAGACCGGCCAGACUCCAAUCGUUCGGGCACCAUUGCAUAACGAUUAUGGAUUCGACAACUUUCCCAAUGGUAUGAAUGCCGUAGUUGCCGUCAUUUCGUACACAGGUUAUGACAUGGACGACGCUAUGAUAAUCAACAAGUCUGCACACGAACGGGGAUUUGGACAUGGAACCAUCUACAAAGUCAAAAAGGUUGACUUGGAAGAAGGUGGUGACAGGUCUAGGUCUUCAAAGAACGUUAAGAAACUGUUUGGCUUUGCACCUGGAUCUGAGGUCAAAGCUGAGAUAAAGUCAUAUCUUGAUGAUGAUGGAUUGCCUCACAUUGGUCGACUCAUUGGAGAGAAAGAUAUCAUCGCCGCCUGGCAUCACGUCACUCAGGACGGGAACGGCAAAUAUGUAAACAAGGACCGCAUAACACAUUACGAAAAAUACAAGGAGAAGGAAAUCGCCUUUAUCGAAGAGGUUCGUUUGAUUGGAAACGAAAAUGGAACGGACCCUCUGCGAUCCAUCUCCAUCAAAUUCCGAGUACCCAGAUCUCCAAUUGUUGGUGACAAAUUCUCCUCUCGGCAUGGACAAAAGGGUGUCUGCUCUCAAAAAUGGCCUACCUAUGACAUGCCAUUUUCGGAAUCUGGUAUGCAACCCGAUGUUAUCAUCAAUCCUCACGCUUUCCCGUCUCGUAUGACGAUUGGUAUGUUUAUUGAGUCACUUGCUGGCAAAUCGGGAGCGCUCCAUGGUCUUGCUCAAGACAGCACACCUUUCAAAUUUGACGAACAAAAUACUGCUGGAGACUAUUUUGGACAUCAACUCAUGAAGGCAGGGUACAAUUACCACGGGAAUGAGCCCAUGUACUCUGGUAUCACUGGGGAGGAAUUACAUGCCGACAUCUACAUUGGUGUUGUCUACUACCAACGUCUCCGACACAUGGUCAACGAUAAGUUCCAAGUGAGAACGACAGGUCCAGUGACACAACUUACCGGCCAGCCAAUCAAGGGUCGAAAGAAGGGAGGUGGUAUCCGUGUUGGUGAAAUGGAGCGUGACUCGUUACUUGCCCACGGAACGGCCUACCUCCUUCAAGAUCGUCUCCUCAACUGUUCCGACUUCCAACGUUCCUGGAUCUGUAAGGCAUGUGGGACCUUCCUCUCGGUGCAACCCACCGUCUCUGCUCUGGCCACGCGACACACCGGGACGGGUAUUGUACGUUGUCGGAGAUGCGCGGUCACUGUGGAUGGUUGGUCACGGGGAGCGGACAUCUGGGAAGAUGGCAAGGGACAGAAAUACACGGGUGGCGAGGAUACUACGCUGGUGACGGUUCCGGGUGUCCUCAAGUAUCUGGAUGUCGAAUUGGCGGCUAUGGGCAUCAAGCUCAAGUAUAAUAUUGAGCCGUAAAUGGUAAAGUCCAGGAGUGGGUAAUGUGAGAUGAGAUGAUUGCAAGAUGGUGUUCUUGGAGUUUGUGUAUUUACAGGCAGGGGUGGGGUAUCUCAUGUUGAUUUUUUCACAUUUCAAAAGGUGCUGCUACUCUGAAAAAGGGUGCUACUGUAGGAGAGUUAUUGGUGUAUCGUGAGUUAGCUAUAGAUGAAUAGAUAUUUC
Hymenoscyphus albidus is the source of this 4124-nucleotide messenger RNA. The record is from the annotation of a GenBank genome assembly. Lineage: Eukaryota; Fungi; Ascomycota; Leotiomycetes; Helotiales; Helotiaceae.